AUGAAUUAAAGUAACAUGGAGUUGAAGUUAUUUUUCGUACUGUGGAUGGUGUCGACCGCAGAGCAGGCCGAGGUGAUUACCGCGCAAGGCAGAAUCCGCGGCGAGAUGCACCAGGGGUAUGUUUCGUACAACGGAGUCCCAUAUGCAAGUGGAAACGAUACUACUGGUCGGUUCAAGCAAGCCGGUAUACCCCCCACGUGGAGUGGCAUGAGGGAGUCGCAGCAACCCCGCUGCGGGCUGACCUCCAAGGUUAACGACUGCCUCCAGCUGGACGUCCACGUGCCCACGUCCGGCGCUUCGUGGCCCGUGCUUGUAUGGGUCAAGGGGGGCGGCGGGAGGUACUCUCCGGGGAAACUGGUCCAGCAAGGGAUCGUCGUAGUGGUUGUCAGUCACAGGAUAGGGCCUUUAGGAUUUCUAUGCUUAGGCGAAGAGAAGAUGCCAGGCAAUGUUGGUGUGAAAGACGUGGUUAUGGCUUUGCGUUGGGUUCGCGACAACAUCCCAGCAUUCAAUGGCAACCCGUACAAGGUGGUGGUGGCGGGGCAAGGCUUCGGCGCCGCGAUGGUGGAGGCGCUGCUGCUCAGCCCGAUGACUCAGGACUUGUUUCACGGAGCGAUUAUGCAAAGUGGCAGCGUUCUGUGCCCCUGGGCCUUCAACCAUGACGCUAAAGACCGCGGACUGUCUCUCCUCCAGAUGUUGAUUGAAAACGACGAAACUAUGACUCUCCUAAACGCUGGCGCUGAAGAACUGGCUGUGAAUGCCGAUAAAAUAUAUUUCCCCUAUUUACCAUUUGGAAUAUGUAUCGAGAAAGGAUUUAAAAAUGAAGAACGCAUGUUACCCGAAUCACCAUAUCGCUUGUUAUCGAAUAAGCUCGCAAGAAAAGUGCCCCUAAUCAUGGGCUACAACACCGACGAGGCUUACAUAUUUCUAUCUGCAUUGAGGGAAAAUAACAUACGAAAAAAGAUGGCGAGAGAUCUGUCUGUGCUCCUGCCCGAAGAACUUAAAUUUCUGAAUGUGAAUGAGUUGAAGACCGUAGCGAAACAGAUCAAAGAACUUUAUUUUAAAAACAAUUCUACCAUGGCAGCACUGCUGGCUUAUCACAGAGACGCGUACUUCCUAGCGCACAUCCACAGGAGCGCCCGCCUCCACGCAUCCUCCGACUUGCCGGUGUACUACUACCAGUUCUCCUACGCCGGCCAGCCGGGAGUGGUGGCGGACCACCAGCUUCGCAAGGCGGGCGCGGCGCACUCGGACGAGCUGCCCUAUCUGUUCCCGGAGACGACAUCAUCCAUGGAGGGCACUGACGGCACAGUGCAGGACAACAUCUUACGGCUUUGGACUAAUUUUGUUAAGCACUUAAACCCGACCCCCUCGGAUGCUUCCCCGCGCUGGGAUCCCUUGGACUCGGCGGAGCCGCGCGUCCUGGACAUCGGCGCGGAGCUGACGAUGCAGCCGUUCCCGUACACGAGGGCCUGCCGCAUGUGGGACGAUAUCUACGAGCGGUUCUACUACUCCAGGAAUUAUUUGGGACUUUAG
Ostrinia nubilalis (European corn borer) is the source of this 1533-nucleotide messenger RNA. Its product is annotated as pyrethroid hydrolase Ces2e-like. The transcript is spliced from 5 exons. The record is from RefSeq and is a predicted model, not a curated record. Lineage: Eukaryota; Metazoa; Arthropoda; Insecta; Lepidoptera; Crambidae.